GCCGGAGAAGCACUGGGCCAGCCGGGAGGGAAGGCAAGGAUGGCAGAGUCCAGGGUUCUGCCCACCGGCUUCGGGGAGCUCGAGGUGCUGGCCGUGGGGAUCGUGCUGCUGGUGGAAGCUCUCUCCGGCCUCACCCUCAACGGCCUCACCCUCUUCUCCUUCUGCAAGACCCCGGAGCUGCAGAGGCCCAGCCACCUGCUGGUGCUGAGCUUGGCCCUGGCGGACAGUGGGGUCAGCCUGAACGCCCUUCUUGCAGCCACAGCCAGCCUCCUCGGUGUCUCCCACAGGCGCUGGCCCCAUGGCUCGGACAGCUGCCAGGCCCACGGCUUCCAGGGCUUUGCGACGGCUUUGGCCAGCAUCUCCAGCAGUGCAGCCAUUGCCUGGGAGCGCUAUCGCCACCACUGCACCCGAAGCCAACUGUCAUGGAGCACGGCCGGCUCCCUGGUGCUCUGCGUGUGGUUGUCCUCUGUCUUCUGGGCAGCGCUGCCCAUACUGGGCUGGGGCCACUAUGACUACGAGCCACUGGGGACAUGCUGCACCCUGGGCUACUCCAGGGGGGACAGAAACUUCACCAGCUUCCUCUUCACCAUGGCCUUCUUCAACUUCGUCCUGCCCCUUACCAUCACGCUCACCUCCUGUCGGCUCCUGGAGCAGGCACUCAAGAAGAGGGGCCACCUCCAGGUGAACACCAGGCUGCCAGGCAGGAUGUUGCUGCUCGGCUGGGGCCCCUACGCCCUCUUGUACCUGUAUGCGGCCAUCGUGGACGUGACCUCCAUCUCCCCCAGACUGCAGAUGGUGCCCGCCCUCAUUGCCAAAACAAUGCCCACAAUCAAUGCCUUCCAGUACGCCCUGGGGAGCGAGACAGUCUGCAGGGACAUCUGGCAGUGCCUCCCGAGGCUGAGGAGCAUGGGCCGCUCCAGUGGGCAUGACCGAGCCCACUGAGCCUCCUGUGUGGCCGUGAGGGCCCAGCCCCCACCUCUGGACCAUGCUCUACCCCCCGGGGCUGCACCAGGAGUCACACCCAGCAGCCUCUGAAGUCAAGCCCUGGACACUCGUCCACCCCCUCUGCUGCCCACAUUCAGCCUGGCCCCAGCCUGGGCACAGGGAACUCAGAGAGAAACCAGGCCACAGGGGACUGGGACAUUGGAGUCAGACGGAUCCAAGUGCUGGAGGACAUCGGGAGACUCAUUCUGUCAACCGAGCUUCCUGACCCCUAAUGUAAGGACGCUAAUGUGUACUUCACAAGGUUGUGGCAAGCAAGAUAACAAGUACACGCCAUGCACACAGAAGCAGCUCACUAAACAUAGCUUGUAGUAUAAGCCCCAUCUUACCCAGAAAGAAGUCAA
Choloepus didactylus (southern two-toed sloth) is the source of this 1346-nucleotide messenger RNA. RefSeq names its product retinal G protein coupled receptor (gene RGR). The record is from RefSeq and is a predicted model, not a curated record. Gene Ontology annotation, biological process: visual perception; phototransduction; G protein-coupled receptor signaling pathway. Gene Ontology annotation, molecular function: G protein-coupled receptor activity. The coding region runs from base 40 to 942 and encodes 300 amino acids. Lineage: Eukaryota; Metazoa; Chordata; Mammalia; Pilosa; Megalonychidae. Gene Ontology annotation, cellular component: membrane. The transcript is spliced from 7 exons.